Heterotrigona itama is the source of this 4837-nucleotide messenger RNA. NCBI's taxonomy places the organism in Eukaryota, Metazoa, Arthropoda, Insecta, Hymenoptera, Apidae. The record is from the annotation of a GenBank genome assembly.
GACAUCGAUUACGAGGGAUUUCGCAAAUUUCUCGACAGCUACCUCGAGGUAUCAACCCCCGACGAACUCUCGCGACAUCUUUUCUUGUCGUUCGUUAAGAAGACGCCACGAGUCGAUGGGAAAGCCUUCAAGGAGAUGGCCGUGCUGUCGUCGACGACCGCCUGUGCCGCCAUUACAUCCCACACAACGUCCAACAGCAACGUGAACAGCACAGGCUUACCUGGUGGAACAUCGACGGAUGGGCAUGGUUCUUCCUUGGCUGAUAAAAUUCACGGUCUCACGGAGAAGCUGCAGGCAUUGGGACACCAUAGAACCGAAAGUGAAGCUUCCACCAGAGCUCGCACAGGGAGCGUCCAUCCUAUAUUGACGAUACAGCAUACGUCGUACAGCUGCCAUGACGUGAUCGAGAAGAAGAGCACCGACAGCAGCCCCAGUCACAGCCAAAUGUCACGGAAUUCGUCCAGGAAGUCGAAUAAUUCGCUGCUCGUCAACAACGGGAAAUUGGAAGAGAUGAGAAACUUCGUUAGGAAACAGAGCACGAUAGAUGUCCACUCGGUUAAAGUCAGCCUCAAGGAUAUCGUGUGCUACCUUUCUCUCCUGGAAGCUGGCAGGCCAGAAGAUAAAUUAGAGUAUACUGCAAGACAUGAUGCUAGAGAUAGACUACGACGCGGAUGGCACGGUAUCUCUGGAAGAAUGGAAAAGGGGUGGCCUGACGACGAUCCCGUUGCUGGUUCUUUUGGGCUUGGAUUCCCACGUAAAGGAAGAUGUCUGCAAGUACACGGUCCAUGAAAGAUGCGUUCAAAGGGCGCCAGCCUCUUGCAUAGCCACCUACGUGAAAAGCAAGAAAACGUCGCAGACGAUGGCGCACCAUUGGGUCGAGGGGAAUUGUCACGGCAAAUGCUUUAAAUGUAGAAAAACUAUCAAGAGUUACAACGGGAUCACGGGCUUGCACUGCAGGUGGUGUCAAUUGACACUGCACAACAAAUGCGUUUCGCAAGUGAGGGCAGAAUGCACGCUGGGCGAGUACGCAGUCCAUAUCCUGCCGCCUACGGCGAUUUGUCCGGUUGUCCUAGACAGACAAAGAUCGUUGUCCAGGGAUAGUAAAAGAGGGAGCAAACACGGCCAGGAUUCGUCGAUUGUUAGCUCGCAUAGUGGAUUCUUGACGUCUGGUACUGCAACCAAUCAACAGCCAGCCAUGUCUUUCCAAAUUACACCGCCGCCGGGUACUGUGCCGCUCCUGGUGUUCAUAAAUCCAAAAUCCGGAGGGAGGCAAGGUGAACGCAUGUUGAGGAAGUUCCAAUAUAUCUUGAACCCGCGCCAAGUUCAUAAUCUAGCCGUGGGCGGACCUAUGCAGGGCUUGCAAAUGUUCAAGGACGUGGAGAACUUUAAAGUGAUCUGCUGCGGCGGCGAUGGUACCGUUGGCUGGGUCUUAGAAACAAUGGACCGCGUUCAGUUCGAGCAUCAACCUGCCGUAGGUGUCAUACCAUUAGGUACCGGCAACGACCUUGCAAGGUGCUUGCGAUGGGGUGGUGGUUACGAAGGAGAAGCUAUCCACAAAGUACUCAAAAAAAUAGAGAAAGCGACAACUGUGAUGAUGGACCGCUGGCAAAUAGAAGUGCUCGAUCAGAAAGACGAAAAGAAACCAAAUCAAGACAGUAUUCCGUACAAUAUCAUUAACAAUUACUUCUCCGUGGGCGUGGACGCGGCGAUCUGCGUAAAGUUCCACCUGGAAAGGGAAAAGAAUCCUGAGAAAUUCAAUAGCAGGAUGAAGAACAAACUUUGGUACUUUGAGUACGCGACCACGGAACAAUUUGCUGCCAGCUGUAAGAAUCUUCACGAAGAUCUUGAGAUCAUUUGUGAUGGAACUCCGUUGGAUUUAGCCCACGGACCUUCCCUCCAAGGUGUCGCGUUAUUAAACAUUCCUUUUACUCACGGAGGUUCCAAUCUCUGGGGUGAACACCAUACGAGACAUCGUCUUGGCAAACGAAAAAAACGACCAGACAAAGAACUCAGCACCAGCAGCUUUAAUUCGAUAUUGGAGACAAUCUCAUAGAGGUGAUCGGUUUAGAGAACUGUUUGCACAUGGGUCAAGUGAAAACUGGACUUCGUCAUUCCGGUAGAAGGUUGGCUCAAUGCAGUAGCGUCACCAUCACCACUAGCAAACGUUUCCCAAUGCAAAUCGAUGGUGAACCAUGGAUGCAGGGUCCGUGCACUAUUCACAUAACACAUAAAAACCAAGUACCGAUGUUAAUGGCAACCCCACCAGAGAAAGGCCGAGGAUUCUUCCGCUUCCUAAAGAGGUGAACUUCGAUGUUAUCAAAUAACGAAACCGAAAAAUCGAAAUAAUCAACUCCUGUCAGAACGUAGUUUCAACAUCGUUCCGCCUGUUUUAUCUUAUCUAUAAUUAAAGGAAAAGAGGAGGGAAGCGUAUCAGUUCGAUCGUGUUUCACAUAGCUUCAGUGCUCGUCCGAGCGCGUGGAACGAGCUUCGACGUAACUUAGGUAUUCUUGUGUACAGUAUUUUUUAGAAUAAUAACAAAGCAUCGUUCGUCUUAGUGAUAGGAUCAGCGGUAGGCUCGUCGGUCAUCGGUGGUCAUCGAGAACGCUCGACAUCGUGUUAAAAUUUUGAUCGUUUUGUACACUAUGCUGAGAUGCGCCGAAUAUAUAUGUUCUUCUUUCUUGUUUCUCGAAUCUGUGACUUGAGUCUACCGCUUUAAACAUGCAAGUAAGUACAAGCCCGUACUAUUGCAAUCGAGCGUAUAAUUACAUAUACCGACAUAACGGAUUGUACGGUAUCAUGCAAAAGAGAAAAUAAUCUUGUAGGUAACAUUACCUAGAUAAUAUUAACGAAUGACUUCUUUAGUCAUUCUUUUUUUCGUUCGUACAACACGUCGAUAGAAAUAUCAGGAUUUCAUUUCUCCAUAAAAUAUUACUGUUGAGGAUAAACAGAUCAUACUUCUUAUUGUUAGACGAGUGAUAUUUGUUGUAUAUAAAGAAUGUAAAAUUUAGUUUUAUAUCAAUUAAACGUUGAUUAUGUGUUUGUUGUUAUUUUACAUUCUAUUUGCUGCUUUUUGAUAUCUGUAUAUCCUCGACUGAUCUUGUGUGUAGCCGUUUACUUUUAUAAAGAAAAAAGUUUUAGCGCAUAAAACAAUCUAAAUUGUCCCUCUUUUUUGCACGACUCCGUCCAACAAUCAAAGAUUUUACUUUCCUCUCUUAACAUUAAGAUUUUUGUACGGAAGCUUAGUCGUAACUGCUUAGUCGUAACAUAAAUCACGAUCGAUUGGUUUCAUUUAUUUAUUUAUUUUAUUCGUCCGAACUUAUUUAUUUAAUCGAUGGCUUCUAAGCCAGAACAAUAUAUCGUAAGCAUAUCAACAAACCGAGCGUAGCUAUAAAAUAGCGUCGUGAGGUUCAGUUUUUCCGCGUUUAUCUUUCGUAUCGAAUCGCACAGUCAGAAGUUACGAAAAUUAUGCGUGUAUUUUCGAUUUGAUGCGACGUAGCUUGUUAAUCGGUGCAAUAGUUGCAAUAGCACCGUUAUAAAUUAGUUCGUUAAGUUCCUUUUUUAACUUAUUGUCUUUUACACGUUGGCCAUCUUCUGACACGAACAGAGUUAAAUAGCUUUUUUAAUUGUACGCGUAUCAACUCAUGGCGGAUCAUUAAAAGAUAGAAGUGGUACAUAUAUUAAAUAUUGUAUUGCUAAAUAAGUAGAGAACAGACAUAGAUAUAUCCUAUUACGAGGUUUAAUCAAAAAUCAAUUCAGCCAACGUGUUACAUAUAAUAAUCAGUAUUGUGGUAUGGAAUUCAUAGGACUUUUCGUAGGAUUCUUCUAUGACUGCAUCAGCACGCACUUUCUCAUUGUGACAAAACGCUUUUAUAAGUACAUUUGCAAUUUUUAUUGCCUCGUUUCCACGAGUGCUCCAAAUUACUUAUCGUUAAAUUACAGAAACUUUCGGGUCAUUUUUUUCAGAGUAUUUUUCAGAUCUUCCGUCCGAUGAUAGUACUAUUUAACAAUUACAUUGCAUUUUUUUUUUUUUUAUAAGUUGACUCGUAAUUUUUCGUUGAACUAUUACAUUCAGUUUCAAGCACUCGUAACUUGCAGUCGCUUCACAUUAUUCCAAAAUGUCAAUUGUAAUAGAGAUCAAAGUGAAUUUGAUCAUAUUUUGACAGCAAAUCGUCGCGAUAAUAUCGAGUAAUAUGCUUCGAUCGAUUUACGAAAAAAAUAAAGAGUAAUAAAUUUUUUCACGCAGCAGCAGAUAAAUGUUGUCUAAUCUGUAUCUACGUAUUUCGCUUUCGCAUCGCGUUUCACGCGUGUGUGUUAUGCUUUUGUAUAAAAAGUGUAACGAAAAAGUACGACACCAAGUAUAUAACUCCCGCAGGGACCAUCACAACGUCGAAAAUCCAUGUAACGAUAUAGAAUGAUCCUAAAUUUUAUCUUGUAGCAGUGAUGACCAACUACUUCGUGUGUAAUGUUUUAAUUCAACUUCAGCUAUGCCCAUUGUUUCCUCGAAUUCCUUCUUUCAAUUUCGUCGUCUACGCAUCCUUCCUUCAAACGAAGCGUAGAUCUUUCUGUUCUCUUUCGCUUUUCUUUCACAUUUAGCAAAUCUAUCAUUUCUAGAGGCAAUCGUUCGCGAGUCAAUAUUUUCGAGCAUAUAUAACUUCUCGAUCGUUUUACGUAGAGGAAUUGAUAUAAAAUUUAUUCUUCGCGCAAAUAAUGAUCGUUUCCCUUACAAUCGUUCAUAUACGCGUACUUCCCCUCGGUUAUACGAUCGACUAUAAUAUAAUAUAGUUGCUCUCGUUAGACGAAUCGAAAUAUUACGCUUACGUAUAAUGAUACAAACAUU